UUUACUUUCAUAUUUCAGGUGGUGACAGUUGAAAAUUCAAAUAUGUCCGGUAUGUUUGGAAGAUUAUGCUUUAUGCUUGUUAUUGAUGUGUAUUUUUGCAGAGGGUUUCAAGCAGGGAUGCAAUCCAAUUUUACUAGAUGUAAGCUAUCACAAUUGGGUAAUGAGUAUGAAGGCACUAUUGCUGUAACAAAAAGUGGUAUACGUUGUCAAAUGUGGGAAGGAAUUGAAAAAAUACAUAAGAUUGAUCAUCAGAUUAGAGACAUUGAUUUCCCAGACGGAAGCAAGAUCCUAGCUAAAAAUUAUUGCCGAAAUCCUACAAGUGAUUCACGGGGUCCAUGGUGCUAUACUGUGCAGCCUGAUUUAGAAACUGAAGAAUGUGAAAUUCCUCUUUGUAACUAUGGAGAGAGUCGAGUGUCAGGAACGGGCACAGAAUAUGGAGGGCAUUGUAAAAUGAGUUCAUCACAACAAGAGUGUAAAUUAUGGGAUAAAGAAUAUAAACUUGAAGAAGGCUAUACAAAAAAAUUUCCACAUCAAAACUUUCCAGAGUUAUCUCGAAGUAACGCUAAAAACUAUUGCCGUAACCCUGAUGGUGACAAUGGUGGUCCAUGGUGUUUCGUUGAUACAGAGAACUUUAAUGCUGUUCGAAAAGAAUACUGUGAUAUACCAUUACACAAUGAUCGAGAAUGUUUAGUGUACACAAGAACCGCAAAUUCAUAUUCUACAAUCACUAAAAUGGAUUACUUUCUUCGAAAUAUAACAAUAUAUUUAAAAUUGUGGAAUCCGUCUUCGAGUCAAAAAACUGUGGCAACAUUGUUGUUAAGUCACUUACCAGUUCCCACCACUGGAAAAAGAAUCGCAGACGACUGGAAAGGUGGCGCCGAAAUCGCAUUGUCGAGUAUUUUUACAGGCUUACUUUAUCCAGAUUUCAAUUUGAAGACUAACUUUGAGCACACACCUCAUUUAAUUACUGGCGAAAAUUGGUCAGCAAUAACAAUUUCAUGGAGCCUUGGAUAUGUGUCCAUUAGCUUAGCUGGUUCAACAGAAACUAUAUAUACAGGUGAAUAUGCAGUGAAAGGUUCAUUAUCAACACUGUAUCCCGAUGGUUUUCUAUACUAUGGAUUAGCGGGUGAUGGGAUUCUUUGGAGCACCGAAUUUUGUCAAGAAUCUUGUGAGGUUCACACGACUUUUGGGAAUGAAUAUAUGAAAAUUUGGCCGAUAUAUCAUGACAAUAAAGAUUACAAUAUUCAUUUUUUCGUUCGUACGUCAUUCGAAAUAUCAAUCCAGUUUUAUUCAAGCCCUGGAAUACAAUUUCCUAGUAUUACGAUAACGAUAAAUAGUCACGGUUUCAUAAAUGUCGAAUAUCACGAAACAGGUGAAUCAACAAAACAGCAUUUAGAAAAUGUACAAACUGAAGAGAAAUUAGAUUACUGGAGUUGGAAAGAAUUUACAAUUACUAUAUUUGGAUCAAAUUUAUAUAUAUUAGUUCACAAAUACUAUGGUGGAGUUGAUUUACUGCAUGCUAAAAAUAAUUUUCUCAAUCAAUUAAGAUGGUUUAGUAUUGGAAGUAAAAAAAUUGCUCACUGGACAUUAUAUUGUACUCCUGAAUUGAACACUUAUGUAGAAGAAUCAUUACCUCCCAAUUGUAUUAGCAACAAAAAUGAUAAUUAUGAAGGCUCCCAGUGGUUUACGGCAGACACGAACCCAUGCGUACCUUGGUCAUCUGACAUGGUUCCGGAUCAUCAAAAGAAUGAUGAUUUAUUUCCUGAAGGCUCCGUAAUGAAAGCGACAAACAAGUGUCGAAAUAUUAAUAAUGAUCCGAAAGGUCCAUAUUGUUUUGCCUUAUGGGACUCAACAAGCAUAGUAGCUUUCAAAGGCCAUUGCUUAAUUCGAGCUUGUAGGUCAUCUAAAUGUCGAAUAACAGGGACUGCCAAUGAUUAUAUUGGAACACUAUCUCAAACACGAUCAGGUCGUCAAUGUGCACGUUGGAUAAGUGACGAAGAUUGGAAACAUUUACAAGCAAACUGGACUUUUCCUCCACUAGAUGUUGAGUUUUUUCGAGAAUCAUAUGAUGACAAUUCAUUUACUACAGAUAACUCACUAUAUUUUUCGAAAAAAUUCAAUCAUCAUCAUCAGUCACAGAAUUAUUUUAAUUUUCGAUCGGAUGUCACAAAUAAAAAUCAAUCAAAUAUCAUUUUGAAAUUAUCAACGAAGUCUGUUCAUAUUGUCAAUCCAGAUUAUUAUGAUAAUGCGCUUUACCCAGAUGGAAGUGUGAAAAAUGCCAGCGAUUUCUGUCGCAAUCCUUCUCGAAGUAUCGCUGGUACUUGGUGUUAUACGACAGAUCCUUCAGUUCUACAAGAUUUGUGUGAUGUGGAAGACUGUGAUUUCCCAGGAGAAUGUAUUUUUCUCAUUAAAGGUGAUAAUGUUGGUAGGCGGAUGUACAUUUUACCAGAAUAUCGGAUACAAGGUAUCAAAAUUAAUAUUAAAAUUUGGCAGCCCGAUCGUCCGGAUUCCGUUACUUUAGUAUUCGAUGCAAAUCGGGGCCUCAAAUCAAGCUAUAAAUUGACAAUCGGUGCCCACAAAAAUUCAAUGAUGUUACUAUAUUAUAAAUCAGAAGAAGAAGAUUAUAAACUUGUGAUGUCAAAAGUUUGGUAUCAUUUGCUAUUUGUCGGAAGAUGGAAUCAGUUUGUGAUUAAAAUACCGCGAGGUAAAAUUCAAGUUUAUCAUGAUUCUUCCAGUCCAAUAUUUGAGUGGAAUCAUGAGAACCCACUGAAGUCAUUCUUACCAAUAUAUUAUUAUUUUUCGACUGAAAAAAAUUAUAUAGGAUUGCAAUAUGAUUGCAUAACAAAAUGUCACGUUGAAAUCACGACAACUUAUGAAUCUACGAAAUUGUUUCCGAUUUCAAUAGGUCGAACAGAUGUGAAUAUUUCUAAUCAAAAACUCGAACUCAUGAUAAGAUCUAACGGAGAUGUCCACAUACCUCUGAUUCUGUUUCCUGAAGAUUCUGAAUAUUACAAUUUGGUUAUUGAUAAGUUGAGUGCUUCGAUUUCUUUCUCGAAAUUCAUCAAAACAUUUUUAAUUGAACUUCAUACUCAAAAAUCACCGGUUGAAGAAUUACUUCUAGAAGAUAAGUGGAGUAAUAUUACCCUUUUGUGGAUGAAUAAUACUAUCCAAGUCUAUUGGAAUAAUAUAAUCGUGAUUGACUACAAACAUACGAAUCCAUUAUUAUUCUAUUUUUUUUCCGUAAAUGCUCCUGACAAUUGGGUAAAAUGGGCUGCGAAUUGCGUACCUCCAGAUAUUAGUGAAUAUCCUAAAGAUGGUGGCUGGUCUGAAUGGGGUCCAUGGGUUUGUAGUGCAAGUUGUAACGGAGGAGUGGGUAAGAGAAAACGUGUUUGCAAUAAUCCUGAACCUAAUAUCAAGGGUGAACCAUGCAUGGGUCCAAGUGAAAUGACAGGAAGAUGUAAUACGAAUCUUUGCGGUGAUAUAACUCGAGAUACGAUUACUUUAGUAAAUCGAAGAAAAAAAGAAAAUCAUUUAAGUCUUGUUGUAAAAGAAGGUCAGCCAAUAACUAUUCCUUGUGAUCCUGAUAUUAUCACUAGAGUAACAGAAGAAUCUCCUGAAUCUAAAAUACAGUGGUCACAUGAUGGAAUAUUUGUGGAUGCAGAUAAUGAUCGAAUAAUUAUCGAUAAACAUAAUAUUGUUAUUAGGGAGACAAAUGUUAAUGACUCAGGAGUUUAUUCGAUUACUUCGCAUAGAGUUGAUAAAACUCAUGUAAUACUCAAGAUGGUAACCUUGGCGGUACAUCCAGUGAAAACAAUGAUCACUAUACGUGAAACUUUGCCAAUGACCAUUAUCUGCCAUUGUGCAAUACUUGGAUAUGCUUAUGCCAAUUUAAAAGUUAGUUGGUUAAUCAACAAAAAAUUAUGGAAAGAUUAUGGAAUAACAUCGCCUUUAUCCGUUAAUAUCGAUUUAAUUCCUGCGAUAAAUAAAACUCACCAUGGACUUUGGGAAUGUUUUAUUGAAGAGGAUGAUUUGAAGUUUAAAUGGACGACAAAUGCAGUCUUGAUUAAUGUCAUUGAUCCACCAAAUUGGCGAACUUAUUUGAUGGAAGAUGAAUUUACUAAACCUUUUUUCGGAUGGAUGCCAAAUGAGUCAUAUGUUAUCGUUUCAUUAAUCUUAAUAUUAAUACUUUUUACUUCAUUAAUUAUUGUUUGUCUUAUAUAUUUUCUAAAAUUUCAAGCUUAUUUGAAAAAAAGAGCGUCAAAUUACUUAAAAAAAAAGUAAUGUAAAGUGAGUAGUAAAAAAAAAAAUACACUACAUAAUACGCACAUAUACGUUUCAUAAAAAUCUUAAAUAGUAUGUUUUUUUAAAGCCAAAUGUCAAUGACUUUGAGAAAAUUUAAAUAAAUAAUGAUUAGUUAUCGAUGUAAUUUAAU
Molecule: messenger RNA, 4432 nt
Organism: Microplitis mediator
Lineage: Eukaryota; Metazoa; Arthropoda; Insecta; Hymenoptera; Braconidae
Exons: 18
Coding region: 43-4281 (1412 amino acids)
Molecular function (GO): endopeptidase activity; signaling receptor binding
Source: RefSeq, a predicted model, not a curated record